CGCCGAGGCGCCCUUGGCUGGGAGGGAGCCCAGGGGGCGCCUGGAGUCCUUCCCGGCCUAGUUGAAGGUCAUUGCUUAGAAUGCAACUGAAUCUCAACAGCCAUGAAGUGGCUAUGUGUAAUUAUGAGUCCCAAAUUCAGAUACUCUCUUAUGGUAAACAUAGCAAUGAUUUCAAACCGGAUGAAAGUGAUUCCAUCUUCUUAUAUCCUUAGUAAUAGACUGAUGUCAUAUUACAAAGCUAAAAAGAACAUCACAGAAUAUUACAAUAUACUUCAGCUUAGUGAAGGAUGUUCUGCAAACGAAGUAAGAGAAUCUUUUCGUCAGCUUGCCAAGCAGUUUCACCCAGAUAGUGGAUCCGGUACAGCUGAUUCUGCAUCAUUUAUACAAAUAGAAGAAGCCUAUAGGAUAGUAUUGGCCCAUGUAGCAGAGAAAACAAAACAGAGACAAAAGAAAUUUGAGGAAGAGGAGGAAGAAGAUGCAUCCACAUAUAAAACACCACAACACAGACAUUAUUUAAGUUAUGAAGGUUUUGGUUUUGGGACUCCAAGUCAACGAGAAAAACAAUAUAGACAAUUUAGAGCAGAUCGUGCUACGGAAAAAGUAAUGGAAUAUCAAAAGCAGAAACUAGAAAACCAAAUUUAUAAGCAUAGUGUGAUUGCUAAAAAUGUAAGACAAAGUAAACAACAAAAAAUAACGCAAGCAAUUGAGCGCUUAGUUGAGGAUCUCAUUCAAGAGUCAAUGGCUAAAGGAGACUUUGAUAAUCUCAGUGGUAAAGGAAAGCCCCUGAAAAAAUUUUCUGGCUGCUCGUACAUUGAUCCCAUGACUCAUAACCUGAAUAGGAUUCUAAUAGAAAAUGGAUACCAGCCAGAAUGGAUUCUAAUGCAAAAGGAAAUAAAAGAUACUAUUAAGCAACUCAGAGAAGACAUUUUGACAUCAAGGAAUAAACUUGGGCAUCCAAUGACACCAAGUGAGCUAAAGCAGUGGACUGAAGUUUGUGAGAAAUUUCAAGAAAAUAUUAAAAAAUUAAACAAGCGAAUUAAUUAUUUUAAUUUGAUUGUUCCUAUUCUAAACAGGCAAAAAGUUCAUUUUGAUGCAGAGAAAGAAAUUGCCAGAGUCCAAAAAACUUGUGAAAAUCCAAUAAAAACAGAGAAGAUGGAUAAAAAAAGCACAGUUAACAUUGAAUCAGAAAUCCAACAAACAGUUGGAUUUAAGAAAGGCUUUUUAAAAUGGUUAACUCUAUGGAGAUGGAGUAAAAUAUGAGGAUUUCAGGAUUCAGUGCCAUUGUAUUUCAAAAAGUCCUUUUUUUUAGAUCUGCUGACUUCAAACGUGAAAUAUAUUUGCUGUCAUACUUAUUUAUGUCUGCUCAUCUCUAUUCUUUUGUCAAUGAAUCUGAAAGUUAUUAAGUGAAAGAAUUUCCAACCAGUCUUUAGGAUGUAUGUGCCCACCAACUAUAUACGAAAGACUACAACAAAAAAAAAAAUCCAAAAACCACAAACUCAAGAGGACUCAUUUGGGAUGGGGCAAGAACCACAUUCUGCAAAUUUUGGAAUUAAAAACAUUAGUCAUCAGUUGAAAUGAGUAAAGAUAAGAAUGUGGAACUAGUAAAUUCAGGUCAUGAAGUCAAUAAAGAUUGCUUCUACUAUUAAACUAUUUUUUUGCCUUAAGGCUGUGUCUAUUCACACUAAAUGAACAGACCUUUAGCUGGAUUGUAAUGCAGCUCAUUGCUUCAUCAUUUUGACCUCAGUUAUUAUUAGAGAUAAUUAGAAUGAAAAAAGUAACCAAUUUAGAUCCUGGCUCAUCCUCAGUGCGUACACAUAAAAGUGUAGUGUUCAGCAAUAAUGGAUUUAUGAAUGUAUCCCUAUUUUAAUAGAUAAAAUGAUGUUAUUGACCUAAAAGAACCUUAUCAGAGAUAGCUUUUAAUAUCUUUAGAUGAGAAAUUGUUCAGAUUUAGUAAAAUUAAGUUGUAACAAAUUGGGCACAAUUGAGCAUCCCUACAUUCCUAUUUUAUUCUGCCUUUGUCUUUCAAAUGGUAGACCCUCUAAGAGGAUGGGAUAGAAAUAUUAAAACCCAAUUAGAAAAAUAGUGUUCUUAUGUUUUUAAUCCCUAUGAUUCUUUUAUUACAACAAUGGAAAAUAUAUUUGUGUCUGCCAUUUUGCUUUCUUGGGGAAUGGAAAGAAAUGAGCAUAGAUGGUAUUUUUUUUAUACUCUAUCCAUUUUCAGAAAAAUUAGCUUUUUUGAUAGCUUCUUUGCUUACAAAAAUUAAUAUGAAAAAUCAGAUGAGUGUAAAAAGGUCAAGAAUCCUUUAAAGCAUUACAUUAUUAAAUUUAGUUGUAUGUGUUAUUGAGAAACUUGUACAAAUUACUCUAAUUUUAGAGGAACAAAUAGUUUUUCAAAUGUGUUUAUGAUAAAACUAUUUUCCAAACAUUAGCUCUCUCCAUUAUAAUAAUUUAUGUGGUUGGUUUUAUUGUUUAAUAAAGCAAAAUUUGAUUCAUA
This is a messenger RNA of Gracilinanus agilis (Agile Gracile Mouse Opossum), 2493 nucleotides long. RefSeq names its product DnaJ heat shock protein family (Hsp40) member C28 (gene DNAJC28). The coding region runs from base 103 to 1260 and encodes 385 amino acids. NCBI's taxonomy places the organism in Eukaryota, Metazoa, Chordata, Mammalia, Didelphimorphia, Didelphidae. The transcript is spliced from 2 exons. The record is from RefSeq and is a predicted model, not a curated record.